Molecule: messenger RNA, 483 nt
Organism: Penicillium odoratum
Lineage: Eukaryota; Fungi; Ascomycota; Eurotiomycetes; Eurotiales; Aspergillaceae
Product: ubiquitin-conjugating enzyme E2
Exons: 4
Coding region: 1-483 (160 amino acids)
Source: RefSeq, a predicted model, not a curated record
AUGUCGCGUACUUUCGCGAACAAGCGUCUGAGCAAAGAGCUUCUUAAGAUGCAAACGCACAACGCACCUGGGAUUACCAUUGUCAAAUCCGACAGCCUUGAAGUCUGGGAGAUGGACAUCAAGGUUUUAGACGACAACCCACUAUACAAAGACCAGACCCAUCGCCUCCGGCUGCACUUCUCUGCCAGCUAUCCCAUCGAGCCCCCGGAGGUCCAAUUUAUUGCGCUUCCAUCCAGCUCCGGCACUCCCCGCACCAUCCCCAUUCACCCCCACAUUUACAGCAAUGGUAUCAUCUGCCUCGAUCUGCUGAGCCGUUCGGGUUGGUCCCCAGUGCAGACUGCCGAGAGCGUCUGCAUUAGCCUCCAGAGCAUGUUGACUGCCAAUACGAGCUCACAGCGCCCCAAGGGUGACGACGAGUUUGUGGCCAAUAACCGUCAACGAAUCAAGGAUAUCAAGUUCGUUUACGAUGAUGACAACGUCUGA